This is a messenger RNA of Fusarium venenatum, 192 nucleotides long. RefSeq lists its product as uncharacterized. NCBI's taxonomy places the organism in Eukaryota, Fungi, Ascomycota, Sordariomycetes, Hypocreales, Nectriaceae. The record is from RefSeq and is a predicted model, not a curated record.
AUGGCGGUAGGAGAACUACUCGGUGGUGCUGGCAUCGGUGCCGCCGACAAGAAGCUGGCCAAUAAUAACAACGGGUACUUCGACUCUCUCGAUGACGCUCUUGGUGUUGUCAAUAUUGGCGAGGUGGCGAAGCAGGUCCAGGCUCAGACUGGCCGGGCUUUCUCGGAUUUGCGAAGGGAAGACACUGUCUGA